AUGAGUAUAGAAUAAUAAUUACAAGAAGACGAUUAAUCUAAAAUUUAAGUAUAAGUACUAGAUCCUUAAGUAAAAGACGGAGGAAUGUAAAAAUAUAUUUUAUAUACAAUAAAAGGAGAAGAUUCUAAAGGUAACUUUGAAAUAUAAAGAAGAUUUAGUGAUUUUGAUAUGUUCCGUAAAACACUUUUAUAAAGAUGGCCUUCAUGUUUUAUUCCUCCAAUUCCUCCUAAAAAGGUUGUUGGGAAUAUGGAUAAUGCUUUUAUAGAAGACAGAAGAUUAAAUUUAGAGUAAUUUCUAAUUAGAUUGUCAUAAUUGUAAUAUUUAUGGUAUAAUGAGGAAACAUAAAUUUUUAUUCGAGAAAAAUCGGAACUUGACAAAAUUUUGGGUAAAUUAGAAUAAUAAACUAAUCAACAAAUUAUCGAAAAAUAUUAAGAAAAUUUUAAAUAAUUAAGCGGUAAGGAAAUAAAUAGUUCGAUAGAAAGUAAAAUAGAUAACUUUAACGUUUAUUUAAAAAAGAUAAAUGCAAUGUUAGAAAACUAUAAGUAAAUGGCCAAAAACGCAGUAAAAAGUAGAGAAAAAGAUAAUGAAAGUGUUUAAAGUUGUAUUACUUAUUUAUUACCAGAAUAUGAGAAUCAUUGUCUUUAAGAAUAUGUGGGUGUUCUAUAAGAAGGCAAAAUGAUUUUUUAAUAAAAUUAAGACGAGAAAUAAAACUAAAUGGUGGCUUAAUUUAAAGAGUUUUUAUAAAAUAAUUAACUUUAUAAACUUUAUGAACUAAUAAAACAAGAAUAAAGAGAUGUUAUGGCGUUUAUUGAGUGCAUGGAUAGUAGAUAGUAAUAUAUUUAAACUAAAAAUAAAUUAGAGUCUAAAUAAAAAGAUAUGAAGUUGGAUUAGUAAAAAAUUAUGGCUGGGAAAAGUACUUUAAAAAAUAUUUUCACAAAAAAACUAAAGAAGAGAAUAUCUAAUAUAUACAAAUUUAAAUUGAUUAAAAUGAAGCAGAACUAAAGUCAAUAGGAUUUAUUAUAGAUAUAUUUACAGUACUUUUAGGGCAUGUAGAAAUUGAUAAGUUUAAAGCGGAAAAAGAAUAAGUUUAUUAUUAAACUAUAAAAUAAGUCGCAAACUAUGAAGUGGAAUUUAACAAAUUUAAAGUUUAAUUUUGGGAGUAUAUGUUGUAGAAUAAUAAUUUAGUUAAUAUUUGAUAUGGUUUUUUUUUUAUAUUAUUUUCUAUUUAUUUUUUAUUUUUUUAAUAUUUAUUUUAUUUAUUAUUUAAAUUUUAUACAAUAUUAUAAAUAUUUAGUUUAAUAUUAUAUAAAA
Molecule: messenger RNA, 1311 nt
Organism: Ichthyophthirius multifiliis
Lineage: Eukaryota; Ciliophora; Oligohymenophorea; Hymenostomatida
Product: PX domain protein
Exons: 4
Cellular component (GO): endosome
Molecular function (GO): phosphatidylinositol binding
Source: RefSeq, a predicted model, not a curated record